Insectozyma verbasci is the source of this 1056-nucleotide messenger RNA. The record is from the annotation of a GenBank genome assembly. Lineage: Eukaryota; Fungi; Ascomycota; Pichiomycetes; Serinales; Debaryomycetaceae.
AUGUUAAAGUUUUUGAACAAGAAGGAUGAAAUCAAUGAUAGUUCGAAUGAUAAUAUAUCAAUAUCAACAUCUGCUACUAGUAUCAGUCUGAAACUGAAACUGAAACUAAUUAAAUGUCAUGAACCAUUUGAACAUCCGAUUAAUUUAGAUUUUAAAAAGCAAGAUCAUAAUUUAACCACGGAAGAACAAGAUAAGUAUGAUCAAUUAUUAUCACAUUUUAAACAAUAUAUAACUAAAGAUAUACCUACAAAUGAUCAGCAUAUUGAAUUUCAUCCGAUUACAGAAGAUGAAAAGGCUUGGUUAACUCAAGAAUGUUUUAUUAGAUAUUUACGUGCAAGUAAAUGGAAAUUAAAAAUUGCAAUUAAAAGAAUUGAAGAAACUAUAAUAUGGAGAAGAACUUUUGGAGUUGUUAAAUUACCAAAUUCAAAAUUAAUAACUCCUGAUUUAGUUGAAAAGGAAAAUUUAACUGGAAAACAAAUAAUUGUUGGUUAUGAUUUUGAAAAUCGUCCUUGUUUAUAUUUACGUAAUGGUUAUCAAAAUACAUCAGCUUCAAUUAAACAGGUACAACAUUUAGUAUUUAUGCUUGAAACAGUUAUAAAUUUUAUGCCACCGGGACAAGAUAAAUUGGCAUUAUUAAUAGACUUUAAACUGGCGCCUGCUGAAUUAAAUCUUCUGUCAAAAUUCCCAUCAUUAAGUAUUUCAAAACAAUGUUUACAUAUCUUACAACUGCAUUAUCCUGAAAGAUUAGGUCAAGGUUUAUUUACAAAUAUUCCAUGGAUUGGUUAUACUUUUUUUAAAGUUGUUGGUCCAUUUAUUGAUCCAUAUACAAGAUCAAAAACAAUAUACGAUCAACCAUUUGAGAAUUUUGUACCUAAACAACAAUUAGAUAAAGAAUUUAAUGGGUUAUUAGAUUUUGAAUAUAUUCAUGAAUUAUAUUGGCCAAAAUUGAAUGAAUUGAAUGAAAAAAAGAGGAAUAUAUAUAUGGACAAUUUUAGGAAAUUAGGAUGUGAUAUUGGAUUAAGUGAAUAUGAUUUGAAAUAUACCAAAAUAGAGUAA